UUACUUCCUUACUCUGAAGAGUACUUGUAGUCGCGAACAGUUUUGACUAAGACAAUGUCAAAAGCAAUGCGUAUUCUAGUGUUAACGGUAUAUUGCCUAAUUGGAGCAGUGCAUGGUCUCUACCAUUCGUGUAAGGAUAUAUAUGCUAAUGACCCGAACAGCGUUAGCGGCACCUACCAGAUAAUGAAUCGGAAGCAGGAGCCGUUCACGGUAUACUGUGAUUUCUAUGCCGACUACGGAUAUACUUAUAUUGCCAAUACCACUUCUGUACAUAUCGAUAUUGAUGAUUUGUAUACCUCCAAGACGCAUGCGAUGGUCCGCCAUCUUAACCUAGCUGGUCGUCAGAAGGAAACAAAAAUGGAACAGAUAUAAAAAUAUAGCUCGCAGUUCCCCCUCUCCUUUCAAUACAACGCAAAUGUUGGAUAUGCCAUGCCGUAUAAUCACCAACAGAUGGCGCCGUACCUGUAUUUGGGUUUUCUUCCAGUGACUGUGGCACAAAAUAGAAACCAACAAGGGUACAGAUCUAACGGUGUGAAUUACUUGUUCACUAACUGCGACAGCAACCCAAAUAGCUACAUGGCAUUUUACUUUAACCAUAAUCAUCAUGUGGCACUCAACUACGCUGGAUGUUGUGACUCGACGUUGAUGCACGACUGGGUUACACAUGGAACAGCUGUCCCAAGUUCUAGGUACCUUCCUCAAGAAUUUUACUUUUUCUUCGAGCUCCACAUGGGUGGAUGUGGAGGAUAUGCCAUACCACCAACGAUCAUACAUGAUGUGCAAGGGGCGGCUUUGGGACUGAGGUUCGACUAUGAUAACCCUUGUGUACCUUCGCCCUGUCAAAAUGGAGGUUCUUGCUACCCGAACGGGGGGAAUCAAUUCAUCUGUGAAUGUUCCGAGGGCUUUACCGGCACAUUGUGUCAGAACAUUGCAUGAGUCCGCCUCCUGGCAGAAUGACCUUAAUUGCCUGAAGAUUUGUCAUCUUUUCCACAGAAUACAUUAUAUACAGUGGAAGUUAG
Molecule: messenger RNA, 1019 nt
Organism: Pecten maximus
Lineage: Eukaryota; Metazoa; Mollusca; Bivalvia; Pectinida; Pectinidae
Product: protocadherin Fat 4-like
Exons: 5
Coding region: 430-936 (168 amino acids)
Source: RefSeq, a predicted model, not a curated record